Molecule: messenger RNA, 372 nt
Organism: Sporothrix brasiliensis 5110
Lineage: Eukaryota; Fungi; Ascomycota; Sordariomycetes; Ophiostomatales; Ophiostomataceae
Product: large subunit ribosomal protein L31e
Exons: 3
Coding region: 1-372 (123 amino acids)
Biological process (GO): cytoplasmic translation
Cellular component (GO): ribosome; cytosolic large ribosomal subunit
Molecular function (GO): structural constituent of ribosome
Source: RefSeq, a predicted model, not a curated record
AUGUCGUCGAAGACCAAGGCCUCCGGCAAGACCGGCCGCUCGGCCAUUGCCGACGUCGUUUCCCGCGAGUACACCAUCCACAUGCACAAGAGACUGCACGGUGUCAGCUUCAAGAAGCGGGCUCCCCGCGCCGUCAAGGAGAUCAAGAAGUUCGCUCAGCAGGCAAUGGGCACCUCGGAUGUCCGCCUGGACCCCCAGCUGAACAAGAAGGUGUGGGAGGCCGGUGUCAAGGGCGUUGCCUACAGACUCCGCGUCCGCAUCUCACGGAGAAGAAACGACGAGGAGGACGCCAAGGAGAAGCUGUACAGCUUCGUCCAGGCCGUCAACGUCAAGAACCCCAAGGGCCUGCACACCGUUGUGGUUGAGGAGUAA